GGACGCAUGAAAACAACAUUAUUGAUUAAAAAACAUAUAUAGUGGAAAAGAAUUGAAACGAGAAAGGGAAGGAAACAAUCUGAAAGCAGCGUCCCAUCUCUCUUCUUGAUCGACACAGAUACGUACGUACGCAUGUUCUGAUAGAUUCAGACAAGAGAACCGAACCGAGAACUCGACCCUUAAGAGUUGAAAAGAAACAUCAAAGUCUUUCUCAAGAUGCUCUCAUUUUCUUUUGCUUUACGUACAUGUAAUCUACGUAUUCUUCAGCUCUACCGUCUCUUUCUCUUUCUCUCUCUCCUUCUCUCUCUCUCUCUUGAACUUCGGUAGUUGAAAUACUGCUGUUGAGUAUUUCAGAAAUCUUACCCUCAAAAUCAAUUAACUUCAUACAUUCCUCUAUAUCUAUCAUCUUCAACCACAACAAUCUUUUCUGUUUCGUUGGAAGCAACUAACUUACGAAGGAUUCACCACUACUAAAGACAUACCAGAAGCUUUCUUCUCAUGGUCUCUCGCAUCUACAAAGCAUAGGAAAAGCCAACCACAACCUAAAAGCUAUGCAUUUUCCACUUGUUUCAGCUUGGAACAAGAGAAGGAGAAGCAAAUCUUAUGAUACGGAUCCAUGUACGUUCCUUUUCUCCAUCAUCUUCGCCAGAUGGCAUAAAAGGAUCUACAGAACAGCAGAGUGCUGGCAAAUCGAAGAUCAGGCGUCUCAGCCAAGGAAACGAAGAUACGGGUCAUCAGUUUAUACCCUCAAGGAAAUGGAGGAGGCCACAAGUUCCUUCAGUGAUGAGAAUCUACUCGGUAAAGGAGGCUUUGGCCGAGUUUACAAAGGCACUUUAAAAACAGGAGAGGUUGUUGCAAUCAAGAAAAUGGAUUUACCUCCUUUUAAAAAGGCUGACGGAGAGAGAGAAUUUCGUGUGGAGGUGGAUAUCUUGAGCAGACUUGACCAUCCAAAUCUGGUCGCUUUGAUCGGCUAUUGUGCAGAUGGAAAACACCGGUUCCUAGUAUAUGAAUAUAUGCAAAAUGGAAACCUGCAAGAUCAUUUGAAUGGAAUUAAAGAAGCCAAAAUAAGCUGGCCAAUAAGGCUCAGGAUUGCACUUGGGGCAGCAAAAGGACUAGCCUAUCUCCAUUCAAGUUCUUCUGUUGGGAUUCCAAUUGUUCACAGAGAUUUCAAAUCCACCAACGUGCUACUAGACUCCAACUUUAAUGCAAAGAUAUCCGACUUUGGACUAGCAAAGUUGAUGCCAGAAGGGAAGGAUACUUGUGUGACAGCAAGAGUUCUAGGAACAUUCGGCUAUUUCGACCCAGAAUAUACAUCGACAGGUAAACUUACUCUACAAAGCGACAUUUAUGCAUUUGGGGUUGUACUGCUAGAACUACUUACUGGACGCAGAGCAGUUGACUUAACUCAGGGCCCAAAUGAACAGAACCUGGUGCUACAGGUUAGAAAUAUACUGAAUGACAGAAAGAAAUUGCGAAAAGUUAUAGAUGCAGAGCUGCCUAGGAAUUCAUACAGCAUGGAAGCUAUAGCUAUGUUUGCUGAUCUGGCGUCACGGUGCAUCCGUAUAGAGAGUAAAGAGCGACCAUCAGUGAUGGAUUGUGUUAAGGAACUGCAACUAAUAAUCUAUACAAACUCGAAGGGUGGUUUGGGUGGGACGAUUCCUACAUUCAGAAAGCUCUAGACACCAAAUUCUUUGAAACCAGUAAUAUGGAUUACUAUCAUUUUUCCUAAAAUGAGAGGCCACUGAUGAAACUUGAUAACAUAAAACAAAGCAAUCUUUAAUUAUAUAUGUGGGAAAAUUUGAAUUCAACUUCCAACUGCUAAACGAUAUUAUUUGGAUGUGUAUAUGUAUAAUACUAUAGAGGCACAAAGCAUAUUGGAUCAAACAAUACAUAUAUUUGUAUGGUAUGGUGUAUUUGUCAUUUAUGUUUUGCUUGAAGAGAAAUGAGUAUAUAAAUAAACAGGUGUAGCCUUUUCUGUUUA
Messenger RNA from Camelina sativa (false flax), 1981 nucleotides. Its product is annotated as putative serine/threonine-protein kinase PBL28. The record is from RefSeq and is a predicted model, not a curated record. NCBI's taxonomy places the organism in Eukaryota, Viridiplantae, Streptophyta, Magnoliopsida, Brassicales, Brassicaceae. Gene Ontology annotation, molecular function: protein kinase activity; ATP binding. Gene Ontology annotation, biological process: protein phosphorylation.